Moneuplotes crassus is the source of this 711-nucleotide messenger RNA. The record is from the annotation of a GenBank genome assembly. NCBI's taxonomy places the organism in Eukaryota, Ciliophora, Spirotrichea, Euplotida, Euplotidae.
UGGCUAAAACAGUAUGAGAUAUCAGAAUCCUGAUGAGUGACUCAGACGGAAUCUUCUAUGAUGAAACCGUCCAGUCAGUCGAGAUUAAUAAAGAUUUUUCUCAAAAGGGUCUUGAAAAUGAUAAUAUACUCCACAACCUUAAAUCAAUCAUACCAAAAAUCAAAUAAAAAUAUUCCAGGCCAUUUGAAUGAUGAGAACGAGUAUUUAGUAUCCUACUUCUCAAAGAGCCUUAAUACCUUUAUCUACACUGGGCAGUACCCUGAGCUAGAUGUAAACAGCGCUCGGGUCACACACGAGGAUCUAGACCCUGAGCUCUGGAUAAAAUUUAGAAUAAAGUCAAUUCCUCUAGUUGACGAAGAAGCUCUCAAUGAGAAAUCAAGAAUGGAAAGAAAGGAUGUCCACAGAAGGACCAAGGAAAGGAAAAUAGGCGACGUCGUUACAAAAGUCAUCGAAUGGAGAAAGCUUUAUAAUAGUGGUGAGGAGUUCAAAGGAAAGAAGUACUCACUAGACACAGCAGCAAAGGCUGUGGGUAUGAGCAAGAAGUCUUUGGAUGAUUACUUACUCCAGAUUCGCAAUGCCAGAAAGUUUGGGUUCAAUUUUAAUGAGCACAAAGAUGAUAAGAUUGGUAUCUUAAGAGCAUUUAACAAGAAGUUUAAGAUUUAUUGAAAGAAGGGGAAGCCUGGCAGAAAGCCCAAGAGAAAAACCGAUUAA